This is a messenger RNA of Guillardia theta CCMP2712, 1362 nucleotides long. RefSeq lists its product as hypothetical. NCBI's taxonomy places the organism in Eukaryota, Cryptophyceae, Pyrenomonadales, Geminigeraceae. The record is from RefSeq and is a predicted model, not a curated record. The coding region runs from base 1 to 1362 and encodes 453 amino acids. The transcript is spliced from 9 exons.
AUGAGCGGAGACACAACGAUGAUCGACGGGGCCAGGCCCAAGACAGCCAAGGAGAUCAACAAGCCUGAGUUGUGGAUGAACAGGUCACUUGAGACCCACGACAUCGAAGGAUGUUGUACUGGAACUGGUGGGGAUAUCUGCACUUUCCACCGGUCUACCAAUGUUGCGCAGAAUAUGGGCACGCUGACAACAGCAAGCUCAAGGUCUACCAACCCCCUGAGGCCGCACUAUCCCAUGCCAAGCUCCCAUGGUGGGCUGGACAGGAGCAGCAAGUUUGAAGAGCUCGGCAAGAAGUGCGAGAGGCGAACAAAACUGCUGGCGACCUUGGCGGCAGAAGCCGAUGAUAAGGGAAGGAGGAAGCAACGGCCUCCAAUCGCUCGUCACUUCCAAGAUGUGAAGAUCGUGGACGACAGGCAUGCAAAGAAACGGAUGAUAAUGAGAACAAGGGACUGGCUUGAUAGUUCUGGACUUGAUCCCUUGGAGCUCAGCGGAGGUUUGAGGCUUUAUGGUGUCAGACCCACACGGUACAAAGUGUCUCAAGGUUUCGACUUUGUCCCCUCAAUUCUUGAAGUUGGCCGGAGAAAGAAUUUAGCUUUCGGUCCCAGCAUCAGCCGCUAUGUACGCUGUUUCACUAUCGUGGUAGAUGAUUCAAGGGCCGAGGAGCGCAGCAUCGAGUACAUCGGAGAAGUUGAAUACUCCAAGGCAGGCUUAAGCGGAACAUCACUGCCGCAUGCAUACUCGCGAACAAGAGCGAAGCUGAGCGAGGCAUUGGAGCGCAGACAGGAGGAGAUUAAGCGAGAGGCACAAAGGCCCAAGACAGCCUCGACUCUCGAGAGCAGCGGGGAGAGGGCCGAGCCCUCGACAUGCCUUGAGUUGGAACCCGCGGCUGAGAUGAUGGAGGAUAAUCAGCAGGACGAGGUCAAGUCUGCAGACUGGGCGCACAAGCAGGAGGAAGCAUUAGAUAAGACUUUCCUGCCGCCAAGGCCUCAAAGUCGCGCCCUACUUCAGCACGUCGCAUGGGAGCCGUCGGAAUCGACAAUCGUUGCCGACAAACUCUCGAGGCCUGCCUCCUGUGAGCCGUCGCUGCGCAGCAGCAUUGCACCGCGAAAGCAGCAGGGCAUGAAGACAGGGGAGCAGCUGGAUGCCUCGUACAGCACCUCCCGCACUUUGAGCAAGAACGACCAGUGGAAGACUGAGCCGCACCUAGCAGGGAUACGUGAGCAUCGUCGUCCUGUGAUGUCUUACCUGGCAUCUUCGACUCGUCAGCAGCACUGGAAGGCAGCUGUGGCAAGGCACGCAGCUGCCAGCGUCGAGGAUUUUGCACAGAGGACCAUCAUCCAGGACGUGCGAGCGCUGAGCUGA